UAGCUUGACUGGCUUACAUGACAGUUCGUACUACUGUCACUGGUAGUUGCAGCCAACUCGUCUGGUGCUGUUUUCUGGUGCAUUGACAAACAGUUUCGCAGUUGGCUGAACGGACUGAAAAUGUUGUCCUACAUCAUUGGCCUGAUCCGAGGCGGCUUUGACAGCAUCAUCAACCUCAUCUUCAGACUUCUCUUCUCAAAGAGGAGGCCUGCAAUCACCUUACAGGACCCCAACAUCAAGUAUGCACUGCGGUUGAUAGACAAACAGAUCGUCAGCCAUGAUACAAGGAGGUUCCGCUUUGCUUUGCCGUCCCCUGAACACAUCCUUGGUCUUCCUAUUGGGCAGCAUAUCUAUUUGUCUGCAAAGAUAGACGGAAAGCUGGUCGUCCGUCCGUACACGCCGGUGUCCAGUGAUGAUGACAAAGGCUGUGUGGAUUUGGUGGUGAAGAUUUACUUCAAAGAUGUCAACCCUAAAUUCCCAGAGGGUGGGAAGAUGAGUCAGUACUUGGAGAGCCUCAAGAUCAACGACACUAUUGACUUCAGAGGACCCAGCGGCCUUCUGGUCUACAAAGGCAAAGGAGUGUUCGCUAUUCAACCAGAUAAAAAGUCACCAGCUGAGACAAAAACAGCCAAACAUUUGGGCAUGAUUGCUGGAGGGACAGGGAUCACUCCCAUGCUGCAGCUCAUCACAGCCAUAAUGAAGGAUCCACAGGACCAGACAGUGUGCCACCUGUUGUUUGCUAACCAGACAGAGAAAGACAUCCUGCUGAGACCAGAGUUGGAAGAGAUUCAGGUCAAUAAUCCAGACCGGUUCAAGUUGUGGUUCACCCUGGACAGAGCACCUGACAACUGGGAGUACAGCCAAGGUUUCAUCAAUGAAGACAUGGUGAGCGAACACCUGCCACCUCCCAGUGAAGACACCCUCAUCGUCAUGUGUGGACCUCCACCAAUGAUCCAGUUCGCCUGCAACCCUAAUCUGGACAAAGUCGGCCAUUCCAACAGCCGCAGGUUCACCUUCUAGACGUCCAUCCACACCGGUUAAUUCAGGUUUGGCCAUUGAAGGGUGUCCAGUUAUCAUUUUCUCUACCCUGAAAGCAUUAAAGCACUCAUAUAGUACAGUUGCAGUGGGUAUUGCACUAUAUAUGCUAUAUUUAUGCCAUGAUAUUCAUCAUGCAACAGAAUCACAGCACGGACCAAUUCAUGUAAGUCGUAGGUGUCAUGGAAGGGCAGGAAAUUGUGAAUAUUUGAGUGUGUUUGGGACUGAAGAUGAGGAUGCAGAGAAGGAUUGUUCAGAUGUAAGUUUUCAGAUGGUUUUGUUGUAAAUGAGGAUGUGAUUCUAAACCUGUUGCAAACCAAAACCUGCUGCGGCCUCUGUGGUUUCAACAUACCAGGAAGUUGAGGUUUACUGGCUUUUUUCUGAGUGCCUUAACACUUGCAAAAAUUUUUUUUUUUUUUUUUAUGCACUGUUAAGAGAAUUGUGAGCACUUACUUCAUUUAUACAGAAUUGUAUUAAUUAUUCCAUUAUGGCUUUCGACAAUGUGUUACCUGCUGUUCAUCUGUUGUUAAGCAGUGUCAAAAUUGUCACGUCAAAGGUGUCAAUAAUUAGCAAAAACAUGUUCUCAGUUGUUUGUUGAACGUGAUGUGGUUACUUAUGCGAUGUCUUUGCUUUAAGUCUGGCAACAGCUGCUACUUGUGUUUGGAUAUGCAACAUAAAAUCAAUUGCUACUGAA
This is a messenger RNA of Thunnus maccoyii (southern bluefin tuna), 1729 nucleotides long. RefSeq names its product NADH-cytochrome b5 reductase 3-like. Gene Ontology annotation, cellular component: mitochondrion. Lineage: Eukaryota; Metazoa; Chordata; Actinopteri; Scombriformes; Scombridae. The transcript has 9 exons. The coding region runs from base 121 to 1020 and encodes 299 amino acids. The record is from RefSeq and is a predicted model, not a curated record. Gene Ontology annotation, molecular function: FAD binding; oxidoreductase activity.